Molecule: messenger RNA, 3061 nt
Organism: Caenorhabditis angaria
Lineage: Eukaryota; Metazoa; Nematoda; Chromadorea; Rhabditida; Rhabditidae
Source: the annotation of a GenBank genome assembly
AUGCCAAAUAAUAUUUUGAUUUUUUCAAUAUUUCUUUGCAAUUUUGUGACUUCUGAUCUUUAUUAUGAUUAUUUCAAAGAGUGCGUUCAAAUUUAAACUUUGAAUUUUUUUGAAAAAAUUAAUUUCAGGUCAAAUAGAAGUCAUUUCCACGAACUCGUGGAACCUUGCGAUAAUUUCUAUCGUCAUGUUUGUCAGGAAAAUUUGAAAGAAUCUUUUGAUGAAUUCAUGUAUCGUAAUGCUUUCCAAACAAUCAGCAGAAUCAAUUAUUUCCCAAAAAAUUCUGAAAUUGCCUAUUUUCUAAGUAUCCUCGAAACCCCUGCGAAGAUUUUGAGCUCAAAAUUCUGGCGUCAAAUUUUACUUGAAUUCGAUGCGAUUUGCAAAUUGCCUAGGGAACAUUCGAAUAUUUUUCUGAAAAAAAUUAUCGAUGUUUUGCCGGAUGAAUUUGAGGAAACGAGAAAUUGUAUUAGGGAUUUGCAAAAAUUGAGAAUUUGUAAACAUCAGAAGAAAGAAUUGGAGAAAUGUGUGAGGAAUUAUCCGAUUGAUGAAGAGGUGGGUAACAAUUUUGAGACUUUUUGGAUUGAAUUAAAAACAUUGCUCAGGUUUGAAAAAUAAAUAAGAUGUUUUUGAUGUGGUGCUUUUGAUUUUUCAAAAAAAUCCCAAAAAAUUGACAAAAUUUCAAAAAAAAAUUCCAAGUGACACUUUUGAAAACAAUUAUCCAACAACAGAAAUCGUAAAUUUGAAAUAUCACAACUUGGUGAAACGUACCUCACCCACUUUUUUGAAUUCAAAAAACAUUCGCGCCUAAAAUUGUCUCGUGAGAUGUUUUAAACUGAAGAUGUCCCAAGUUGUACAUUAAAAUUUCCGCUUUAAAAAAAAUUUCGUGCGUUAAAACUUUUUUUCAUCAAAAAAAUCUGAAAUUUUCAUUUUCAUCAAAAAAAUCUGAAAAUCAUAUUUUUGAAACAGUAAACAAAUUCACUGUUUCAAAAAUUUUAUAAUUUUUCGAAUUUUUUCAUGUCAUUUAAUAAAACCACUUAUGAAUUCCAUGAACAAUGAAAAAAGUUGCAAAUUAAUACAAAUUUUUUCAAAAUUUUCUAGAUUUCAACCCAUCUCCAAGAAUUAUACGAACAUACUUUAUACCGUGUCAAAAUUCACACGUGGAUUUUGAAAAAAGGUCAAAAUGCUAUGAAAAAGACUUCAGAAAUUAGUGAAGGAUACAAAACAUCGAGCGAUUCAUUUGAUAAAAGUUAGUUUAUCCUUUUUGAUUUUCAGAAAAAAAAUCUGAAAUUCAGGAAACACCUUGGCUCAAAACAACUAAAAAAGUGCAAUUAUUUCGAGAAAUCAUUGAAGAUAUUGAAUUUCACGAGACACAUGGAAAAUCGAGACUUGAAGCGGAACAAAAUCUGAAAAGAGCUGCAACUAAAUUCUCACUUUGUCUCAAAUAUCUUGUAAGGAGAAAUAAGGCAAUUUCGGAUUUGAUUUGUAUUUUGGAAUUAAAGGAACUUGGGAUGAAAAAUGAUAUUGUUGAUGAGGGUUAUCAAGCGACUUUUUAUGGACAGAAUAUUACAUUGGGAGAAGUUUAUUAUUUUUUGGCGGCGAAAAUUAAGGAUCCUACGGUUUUUGUGAGUUUUCAAUUUGAAAAAUGUUGAAAUUUUCUGCAAAAAAUUGUUCAUUGUAUAUUUUUCACUGUUUCAAAAAAUAUGAAGGACAAAAUCAAAAUUAUAGUCAGAAUUUUGAAUUGAGCAAUUUUUUCCUCUCUCGAAAAAAUUCACUGUUUCAAAAUUUUUCAAAAAACUCGGAUUUUCUUGGUUUUUUGCUUGGCAGUUACAAUAAUACGGGAAAAAAUGCCAAUUUUCAUUCGAAAUUUUUUCACUGUUUCAGAAUUCAAAGAUCAAUUUAGGAUUUUUAGAAAAAUUAUUGCUUCCUCAAAAUUGUUUAGUACUAUUGCUUCACUGAUUAAAAUGAACCGAAAUAUUGAAAAAAUUCACUGUUUCAAAAUUUAUUAUAUUUCGAAAAUAGGAAAAAAAAUGAAUGAAAAAUCAAAAUUAUAGUCAGAAAUUUUAAAUUGAGCAAUUUUUGUUCAAAAAAAUUCACUGUUUCAAAAUUCAUACGAGGUUUGUAGAUUCUAUUAGAAUUUUUUUCUCUCUCGAAAUAAUUCACUGUUUCAAAAUUCUUCAAAAAACACGGAUUUUCUUGGUUUUUUUGCUCAUUAGCUGCAUUCGGUGCAAAAAUUGUUGAAAAAAUGCCAAUUUUCAUUCGAAAUUUUUUCACUGUUUCAAAAUUCAAUGAACAAUUUUGUUUGCCUCAAAAUUGUUUCGUACUAUUGUUUCACUGAUAAAAGUUAACUGAAAUAUUAAAAAAAAUUCACUGUUUCAAAAUUUAUUCAUGAAUUUCAUAUUUUUUCGAAGAAUUUGUUCUAUAAAUUCUAUACAUUCUGCCAAAUUAGAAAUUUCAAUUUUUCACCCAAAAUCUCUUGCAGAUGGGUAUUUCAAGUGCAAUUGGUCAUGAAAUCGGUCACGGCAUCAUAAUGAGUGACGCGGACAUCGAACAAAAUCCAGAUUUAUAUUAUUUCCCCAAAAAAAUCGAGAGAUGUGUUCAAAACCAUUUUCAAUACACUUGCAAUGCUUUUAAUGAGGUGCGGUUUUUUUUGUUGAAAAAAGUCAAUAAAAAUUGUUUCUUAUAAUCAGGGAGAUUGCACAACUUCUCGAAAAUUCGAAGAAAAUGGCGCAGAUUUGAUAGGUUUUCAAUUAUCCUACGAUGUUUUUCGAAUGCAGAAGUUUGAUGUGGAUUCCGAAGAUGAGAAUCGAUUGUUUUUCUAUGCUUUUGCAGCCGCCUGGUGUCAGGUGAGAUUUUGAGAACCAAUUUUCAGCGCUGAUUUCGAAACCUAUAUUUUCAGCCGGAAACUAAUCAAGAUUCCGAACAUUCUCCUGAAAAUAUUCGAGUGAAUGCAGUCGUCUCACAAAUUCCAGAUUUUCAAAAACUUUUCAAAUGUUCGAAUGAUUCACCGAUGAUUUCGAUAAGAAAACAACAAUGUCAUUUGUUUGGAAGAAGAGCUCCACGAUAA